CGUCAUAUAUUUUAAUAGUGAUUGUUUAAAACUGGCUGGAAAUUUUAACAUUAAAACCUCUUUUCUGGUGAUUGUGUUAAGUGUUUGAAAAUCGAACAUGUUGCGAUCUGGGUGCUUUCUAAAAGUACGAGCCGGUGCAAGAUGUUAUUCUAUCAAUGGAAUAGAUUCAUUGCCAGCUGGAAAAAUAGGCUUAGGUCAAGAGGGUCUGAAUGUGGAUAAGCGCACUCUGGUGAACGGCGAAAGAAAACAACGCACGUUUUCGGACAGAUCUCAGCUGAAGUACGCCAGGAGAUUGGUGGUGAAACUUGGGAGUGCAGUUAUUACCAGGGAAGAUGGUAAUGGACUUGCUCUGGGACGUCUGGCUUCGAUCAUAGAGCAGGUUGCUGAGUGUCACCACGAAGGUAGAGAGUGUAUUAUGGUGACGAGCGGAGCUGUGGCCUUCGGUCGACAGAAGCUGACCCAGGAGCUGCUGAUGUCAAUGUCUAUGAGGGAAACGCUCUCACCCAGUGAUCAUACUAGAGAGGACGCUGGAAGCACUCUGGAUCCGAGGGCAGCCGCCGCAGUAGGCCAGUCUGAGCUAAUGGCGAUGUAUGACGCCAUGUUCUCACAAUAUAAUGUCAAAAUAGCACAGGUUCUUGUUACGAAGCCGGACUUCUACAACGAAGAAACAAGGAAGAAUUUAUUCUGCACAUUGUCCGAGCUAAUAUCAUUGAAUAUAGUCCCCAUAGUGAACACAAACGACGCAGUUAGCCCGCCUAUGUACAUACAUGAUGACACGGUCGUCCCCGGAACUGGGAAAAAGGGUAUAGGUAUAAAGGACAAUGACAGUCUCUCAGCAUUAUUAGCAGCAGAAAUCCAAUCGGAUCUCCUCAUCAUGAUGUCAGACGUCGAUGGGAUAUACAACAAGCCCCCCUGGGAAGAUGGAGCGAGAAUGAUGCACACCUACACUGCCAACGAUCGUGACCUGGUUCAGUUCGGACAGAAAUCUAAGGUUGGUACGGGAGGAAUGGAUUCAAAAGUGAAUGCCGCAACGUGGGCAAUGGCACGUGGAGUCAGUGUUGUGAUCUGUAACGGCAUGCAAGAAAAGGCAAUCAAAACUAUCAUAAGCGGGAGAAAAGUUGGAACUUUCUUUACAGAUUCUCCGAUCACAUCAACAACAUCCGUCGAUGUGAUGGCUGAGAACGCUCGGUUGGGCAGUCGAGUAUUGCAACAAUUGUCUCCGGGUGAUAGAGCCUCAGCGAUCCACUCCUUAGCAGAGCUUCUUGUUGACAAAAAGGAUAAAAUUCUAGAAGCAAACUCGAAGGAUUUGGAUGAAGCUACCAAGAGUGGACUAGCCAAGCCACUAUUAAACAGAUUGGCAUUAAGUGAAGGAAAAUUAAAAACUUUGGCAAUAGGUCUAAAACAGAUUGCCGAUUCCAGUUAUGAUAACGUGGGGAAACUUUUAAGAAAGACAAAAUUAGCAGAAAAUUUAAUAUUACGUCAAGUAACCGUACCAAUUGGUGUAUUAUUGGUUAUAUUUGAAUCUCGACCGGAUUCAUUGCCACAAGUAGCCGCAUUAGCUAUGGCGUCAGCAAAUGGUCUCUUACUGAAAGGUGGCAAGGAAGCAGCUUACUCAAAUAAAGCUUUAAUGGAAUUAGUUAAAGAGUCACUGCAAACAGUUGGCGCACAAGACGCCAUAUCGCUCGUAUCAACUCGGGAGGAAAUUAGUGACUUACUGGCAAUGGAAAAGCACAUAGACCUUAUAAUUCCGAGAGGAUCGUCAGAAUUGGUACGUAGCAUACAAAAACAGUCUCAACAUAUCCCUGUAUUGGGACAUGCUGAAGGAAUUUGUCACGUUUAUAUUGAUAAAGAAGUAGACGUUUCAAAAGCUUUAAAAAUAGUACGAGAUUCAAAAUGUGACUACCCAGCAGCAUGUAACGCGAUGGAGACGUUAUUAAUACAUGAAGACCAUCUGAAUGGGCAACUAUUCAGUGAUAUUUGUAGUUUGUUGAAGCAAGAAGGGGUGAAAAUUAACGCAGGGCCUAAGUUGUCAGGCCAUUUAACAUUUGGACCGCCACCAGCCAGAAGUAUGAGACAUGAGUACAGCGCUUUGGAAUGUUGUAUUGAAAUUGUGAAGGAUAUGGAAGAGGCAGUCGAUCAUAUUCAUAAGUUUGGUAGUUCGCACACUGAUGUUAUAGUAACUGAGAAUGAUGUAACAGCCAAAAGAUUCCUCCAGUCGGUGGAUAGUGCUUGCGUGUUCCACAACGUAUCGUCUCGGUUCGCCGACGGCUUCCGGUUCGGUCUCGGCGCUGAGGUUGGCAUUUCAACUGCCAGAAUCCACGCUAGAGGUCCGGUUGGAGUUGAAGGUCUUCUAACAACGAAAUGGAUACUAGAGGGAACGGAUCACACGGCCGCCGAAUUCAACGAGGGCAGACGUCAGUGGCUACACGAAACAUUACCAAUCAACUGACUGGUUAUAAUUAUGAAAAUAAAGAAGAUCAUCUACGGAGAUAAACAUUAGCUGAUCGGGAAUUAAGUCUGUUAACACAGAUAUUUCAGCAACACAAUAAAAACAUCAGUUUCAAGUCUAUUUCCUAUGCGAUUACAAAAUAUUAAAAUUUUAAUACUAGACCAAAAAAUAAUAAUACACAAAUGGUUAUCUUGUAAGUAACGAGUAAGUUAAAAUUCUGUAAUUCAAGAACAUUGCGAAGUGUAGUAGACUAAUAAACUAUCUAUUUAUACAAAGGUAUUAAAAAGUCGCAGAAAUUACCAGUGGGAGGCUCCUUUGCACAUGAAGCCAGCUAGAUUAUGGGUACUACAAUGGCGCCUGUUUCUGCCGUGAAGCAGUAAUGUGUAAGCAUUAUUGUAUUUCAGUCUGAAGGGGGUCGUAGCUAGUAAAAUUAAUGGGCAUGGACUUAAAAUUUUAUGUCUCUAGGUGACGAGCUCAGAAUUUUUGGAUUUCUCAAGUAUCCUGAGCGACACUGCAUUGUAAUGGGCAGGGCGUAUCAAUUACCAUCAGCUGAACGUUCUGCUUGUCUCGUCCCAAAAAAAGAAAAAAAAUGUGUCUUGUUAGCGAAGCUACAAACAAAAAAGUUCGAUAGAAGAUCGCGUCUUGCGCUAAACCUGCGCGUCGAGUACUGUGGCUUAUAUUAUAUGGACAUCAUUAUUACUAGCACAAGGCUAAAGGUAGCAUGCUUCAGUUCUUAUGAGAACAUAAUAAUAAUAAAAAUAUAACACUUCGCGAGCGUUUAGUACCGUAUGACAGUUAGAGCGCUUUCGUACUACGUCCGAUCCGAAUCCGAUCUGAACCCUUGGUAGUAAUUCUAUUCAGUGAUGCAUAUUUCAAAAAUAUUUAAAUGUUACUGAAAAUAAAACAAUAGGUGAAUUCCUUAUAUAAUUUAAUUUGUUAAGUAAUAACAUGAUAGGUACAAUGUUAUUCGUUUUAGGUUUCUGUAUUUUAUUACCAUUUUUUCCUAUUUCUGCCGCGAGGCAGUAAUGUGUAAACAUUAUUGUGUUUCGGUCUGCAGGGCGCCGUAGCUAGUGAAAUUACUGGGCAAAUGAGACUUAACAUCUUAUGUCUCAAGUUGACGAUCGCAAUUGUAGUGCCGCUCAGAAUUUUUGGAUUUCACAAGAAUUCUGAGCGGCACUGCAUUGUAAUGGGCAGGGCGUAUCAUUUACCAUCAGCUCAACGUCCCGCUCGUCUCGUCGCUUAUUUUCAUAAAAAAAAUCAUUUAAGAUUUCACUAUUCCCAAAGUUUUUCUUAAUCUAGAUAUAUAAAUUUUAUAUAAUACGUGUGGGCCAUAAAUUUAAAAAAAAAUAACGGCCGGCUUAUUUAAAAAAUAAUAUAGAUAAAUUUACAUUAGAGUUGGUAAUUUAUUGUAAGUAAAUUUCACUAAUGUGAUAAUUUAAUUUAAUUUGUUAAAGAUACCCCUUCCCCCCGGCUUCAAUUAGUUUUUAAAGAUAUUUGUCCACGUUGCUGAGAGCUAGAUCGGCGCUGUGUAAUCUAUUAUUAAAUACUAGUUGACCCGACAGACGUUGUUCUGUACAUAAUAAAUAAAUUACUGUUUUUUAUGAAUUUAAUAACUUAAGAUUUAUCAAUCUACAUAUUGUUGGUAGUCGAAGGUUUAUGGUUGGUUAUUAUGGUUGCUAAAUAUAAUGUGACAGAACUCAAGAUGUAUCAAUCUACAUAAAAAUAAUCUAAUAGAUAGUUAGCAACUGUAGUUAGUCUACCUACCUACUAUUGUUAGCUAAAAUUAAGUUUACGUUUAUUUUUUACCUCUUGAGAAACUUAGAAAGAUAUAAAAAUUCUAAUUAGUUAUUCAUUUGAAACUAUUCUUUAAAAUGGAUUUCUGAACGACGGGGGACAUAUCAAAGGAAAAACUUAAUUGUUGUUUUUGUUUUAUUCCGAGCAUUUUCACAUUUAUUCACCUUUUAAACCUUCUCUGGACUAAUUCCACAAAUAAUUCAAGACCAAAAUUAGCCAAAUCGGUCCAACCGUUCUCGAGGUUUAGCGAGACUAACGAACAGCAAUUCAUUUUUAUAUAUAUAGACUAGUGGACCCAACAGACGUUGUUCUUUACACACGUCUUAAAUUUGAAAAAUCUGUCCAGCCGUUAGGAGGAGUUCACUAACAUACACAUGAGCAGGAGAUCUCAAAUUCACUGGAACACACAAAAAUCUCAUCAAAAUCGGUCCAGCCGUUCAGGAGGUAGUUAUUGUGAAUCUAAACCAUUCUCGAAUCCACCUGAAGACACACAGAAAGUUUCAAUAAAAUCGGUCCAGCCGUCUAGGAGGAGUUCAGUGACAUACACACGCACACAAGAAUUAUAUAUAUAAAGAUUAUGAAUAAUUUAGAAGCUUAAUUUUUAUCGUAUAGAAUUUUUUUAUUAAAUAAUAGAAGCAAUAAGUAAUAACAGCACUUAGCUUUAAAGCUCUUGGUCAUUUGUUAUAGUAAUAUAUUGUGGGUACAUAUUAUAUGACCUUAGAAAGAACAAUUAUGUAAAAAUCUUGCAAAAAUGACUUUGACAAUUAAUUAUUAAAUAAUGAAUACGGCUGUAUGGGCUUGAACCCUUUGCCUGUCCUAAUAAUGGAGGAAGAAACCAAAAAACAAAUAACGAAUGACGCAAACGUCAGAAAAUUUUAGGUUACUUUUGUGUUACAGUGAUGCGCGCGCAUCUUAAAAUUACACUCUCAUAAUUUUUUCAUAACUCGCCUAAAGAAAUAUAACUUCAAAAAAUAAAAUACUAUUUUUAUUGUUCUAAAAUAUUGUUACUAUCUUCAUAAAGUUGAUACUUAUUAUAAUUCUCGCAAAAUACUUUUAUUUAUCUAUUGUAGGAGUGAAUUGAUACAUCUACGUUAUUGUUUUUAUUGUGAUAUUUUUUAAUUUACAUUUUUUUCACAUAGAUUGUAAUUUUUAAAAUGAUGAUGCUAAGAGUGGGAAACUUCAUAAAAUGUCACUUCUAUAAGAGUAUUUUUUUGCAACGAAAUUAACAAAGAAAUUAUUGAUUUGAUUAUGAUAAGUGAUUCUACAAAAUAAAAUUAAAUGAACCAAGAAUAAGCAUAAUACUCGUAAUACUGACUGUAUCGUUUACAACACUGUCAAUACAAUGAAAAUUCUGAAGUUUUCCGAAUGUCAAGCAGCCUAGUACAUAAACGCGGGAAACGUUAUACGUCCGAAUAAACCAAUCAUAAGAAAAAUAUCUAUUUGUAAACAUUUUACAUGUUCUUGGUUUAUUAACAGGUAUAAGUUUGUGUCAAUUUUAUUUGUAAGGCCAAUUAUGUUUGGAUAUGUGCUUAUGUAUAUUGCUUUACCUCUAGCUAAUUAAUAUGAAAUGUCUUUGAUAUAAUAAAUAUACUUUUACCUACA
Molecule: messenger RNA, 5845 nt
Organism: Leptidea sinapis
Lineage: Eukaryota; Metazoa; Arthropoda; Insecta; Lepidoptera; Pieridae
Gene: P5CS
Product: delta-1-pyrroline-5-carboxylate synthase
Exons: 10
Coding region: 98-2449 (783 amino acids)
Cellular component (GO): cytoplasm; mitochondrion
Molecular function (GO): glutamate 5-kinase activity; ATP binding; glutamate-5-semialdehyde dehydrogenase (NADP+) activity
Source: RefSeq, a predicted model, not a curated record